Messenger RNA from Camelina sativa (false flax), 628 nucleotides. RefSeq lists its product as uncharacterized. Lineage: Eukaryota; Viridiplantae; Streptophyta; Magnoliopsida; Brassicales; Brassicaceae. The record is from RefSeq and is a predicted model, not a curated record.
UUUUGUUUUUUUUGUGUAAAGAGAUAUGUUCGUCUCGAAAUGUCAAAAGACAAGAUCAUUAUGUUUUCCUAUGAACUCUCAAGCUCUUCUCCUAUCGAUGUAAACAAAGAAGAGAUCCCAGAAGUGCAAAAUAUUUUUCAAUCCGGAGAAGAUGAAGAAGAAACUUCUUUAGGCAAGAGAAAGAUAAAUACGAUUAUUAAGAAAGAUGAUGAAAGAGAAGUAAAAAGAAUAGCCUUCUCUCAAGAACCUCUACAAGAAAAAGAAGAAGACAUUGAUAUGACCGAAUAAGAUACAGAAAGAGAGGAUCAUAGAGUUAACGACAAGAUCAUGGAAGAUAAUGUUCAUGAAGAAGAGUAUGUCGUUGAUUUUGGUGGAUUCUUUUGAAACUUUUCUUCUCUAUGAUGACCUCUACGUUGACUUCUUUCGUUUCUUAAGAUCUUUGCUUGAUUGCUUCUUUGUCAUGUAAUUAUAUGUAUAUAUAUGUAAUGAAAAAAUCUGAUUCCUGUCUCUUUGCGUUGGUCCAAAUCAAAACUAGAGACACACAAAAAUGUACAAUUGUAAUCAUCUUCACGCAUCAAUCUCUUCUUGGUUUCAAAGAGUAAAACAAAUGAUGAAGCUUUUUUUUUUC